Molecule: messenger RNA, 1071 nt
Organism: Puntigrus tetrazona (Sumatra barb)
Lineage: Eukaryota; Metazoa; Chordata; Actinopteri; Cypriniformes; Cyprinidae
Gene: cutc
Product: cutC copper transporter homolog (E. coli)
Exons: 9
Coding region: 304-1071 (255 amino acids)
Molecular function (GO): copper ion binding
Source: RefSeq, a predicted model, not a curated record
CUGAAUCGGUUCUAACGGAUCUCGAGUCAUCGACUCGCUGAAUCAAGAACAGACGUGUCGGGUGCAGAGUUGCCAGGCCUGCUGUUUUACCGCGAAUCCGAGCUGCUUGUAUACUCUUACCGCGAGCGAUUUUUUCGAGUUAAAACUAUCCCUCCCUUCUCCCUUCUUAAGCGUUUCCAAAUCGGGUGAAAACCGCGGAAAAACACCAUUAGGCUAGCCUUGAAUCGCACUUGUGCUCGUUUUCUUUCGCAAACCUGGCAACCCUGACUGUGAACCACUUCCGGAGCCGGACGUUCACGCGAGAUGUCCGACGGUUUCUUGAUGGAGGUGUGUGUGGACUCGGUUGAGUCCGCCAUCAGCGCAGAGCGGGGAGGUGCCGCUCGGGUGGAGCUCUGCUGUAGUCUGCUGGAGGGAGGACUGACGCCCAGCUCAGGCUUGUUGCAGGUGGUCAAGGAGAACGUGAGGAUCCCGGUGUAUGCCAUGAUCCGGCCCCGCGCCGGGGACUUCCUCUACUCCGACUGGGAGGUGGAGGUGAUGAAGAGAGACAUUGAGCAGAUGAAGAUUCACAGAGCAGAUGGGCUGGUGUUUGGAGCGCUGACGGAAGACGGCCGUGUAGACACCGAGCUCUGCAUGGAGCUGCUGGCGGCCAGUCGACCUUUGCCAGUCACGUUUCACAGAGCGUUCGAUAUGGUCCACGAUCCGGCGGUGGCGUUAGAGGCUCUGAUCUCGCUGGGCUUCGAGAGGAUUUUGACCAGCGGCUGUGACAGCUCUGCGCUGGAAGGUCUGCCCGUGAUUAAACGUCUGGUGGAGCAGGCAAAGGGCAGAAUAGUAAUAACGCCAGGAGGUGGAAUCACCGAGAGGAACCUUCAGAGGAUUCUAGAAGCUUCUGGAUCUCAGGAGUUCCACUGUUCUGCUCGCUCCAGCAAGGACUCCAGCAUGAAGUUUAGGAAUGGUAAUGUGAGUAUGGGAGGCUCUCUGUCCAACGAUGCACUAGAAUAUGCCGUAAAAGUGGCUGAUGUGACUAAAAACCAGACUCCGUUCUCCUCUGACACUCCUCCAGUUCAAUUUUAA